Molecule: messenger RNA, 1470 nt
Organism: Sesamum indicum (sesame)
Lineage: Eukaryota; Viridiplantae; Streptophyta; Magnoliopsida; Lamiales; Pedaliaceae
Source: RefSeq, a predicted model, not a curated record
AUGGGGGCGAUGACGUCGUCGGUGGCGGCGAAGUUUGCAUUUUUCCCGCCGGAUCCGCCGUCGUACAGGUUGUUUGUGGAGAAAGGGACAAGGAAGCUGAGGAUGACGGAGGUGGUGGAUAAGGAGGACGUAGAAGUUCUGAGAUUGAAGACAAAGAAGGGAACGGAGAUCGUGGCGAUGUAUGUGAAGCAACCGGCGGCGACGCUGACGCUGUUGUAUUCUCACGGGAAUGCUGCUGAUAUAGGGCAGAUGUAUGAUCUUUUUUAUGAACUCAGCAUCAUCCUCCAAGUUAAUUUGAUGGGGUAUGAUUAUUCCGGAUAUGGACGGUCCACAGGCAAGGCAAGUGAGGAAAACACUUAUGCUGACAUAGAAGCUGUGUAUGAAUGUCUACGAGAAACUUACGGGGUGAAAGAAGAGGAUAUAGUACUGUAUGGACAAUCUGUUGGAAGUGGGCCUACUUUGGAGUUGGCAUCCCAAUCUCAGAUGUCUAAAUUAAGGGCUGUGAUACUUCACAGUCCUAUUCUGUCUGGACUCAGAGUUAUGUAUCCUGUUAAACGCACAUAUUGGUUUGAUAUUUAUAAGAAUAUUGAUAAGAUCCCACUAGUUCGAUGCCCAGUCUUGGUUAUUCAUGGUACUGAGGAUGAUGUUGUAGAUUGCUCACAUGGUAAGCAGCUCUGGGAGCUUAGUAAAGAAAAGUAUGAGCCGUUAUGGAUUGAUGGUGGCAAUCAUUGUGAUCUAGAGCUUUACCCUGAAUAUAUUAAGCAUUUGAAGUCCUUCAUUUUAGCCAUUGAGAAACGGUAUGGAUCUUCUGCCAGCAGCAAGGGUUGCCAACCGCAGUCAAGACAAAAGGAUCAGGAUGGGAAGUUGAGAGCAAGCACAUAUCCUAGGGAUAAAGCUGCAGCCUACGCUGAAAAGAGAGAGAGAUCACAAAAGAGUUUGGGUUAUGCAAAUAAUAGUUGAGAUCACUCGGAAAGAGCAAAGAUCUGUUGCACUUGACAUAGAUAGAUGUCCGAAAGUUUCUUUUGGUUAUAUUCAUAUAAAUUGAUGCUUUUCCAUUUAUAUUUCAUUUUGUGAAAGUCGCACAUUUUCUUCCUUGACUGGUGGAAUCAAAUAUGGCAGCUUUGGAGACAUGAUGUGAUCUGCUGGGUUGCGCAAUAUCAAUCUUGGAGACUACGCUCUGAGGACAGGACAGGGAGGAGGUCAGUUAGAAUACUAGGAUAUCUUUCGCUGAAUUUUUUUAUGGUUAGCUUGAUCAGGCUCGAAAUCGCGGAUCGCACUUCUGGGUCGUCGCCUACGCUUCGCCCCCGAUCUCCAGGAUUCUGAGGAUGAAAGAAAACGUUAUCUAGUCGGGUAAAAACCCGAUGAAGAUACUCCGACGCUCAAGUUAGUAUAGACUCUAAUGGAAAAUAUCAGUUGUAGAAAUGUAAAAAUUAUUCUCUAUAAUGCGGAGUUAAAAAAGUUACCUUAUUC